AUGGACAGUAUCAAAAAAUUAGAAUCUUCAGAAAGUGUAGGCCAAAAAGACCCAGAGUUCAAUAUUAAUUCGGUCAUACAUCAGAAAUGUAAAAAUGAAGAUUCUUCGUUCUGUUCAAUAAAAGAUGGUGAGUUAAAGAGAACGUUCUCUAUUUGGUCUAUUUUGGGUAUUGGGUUUGGAUUGACUAAUUCUUGGUGGGGCGUAUCAGCUGGACUAGUAGUAGGUAUUCAAUCAGGAGGACCUAUGAUGAUUGUGUAUGGUGUAAUCAUUAUUGCCUGUGUAUCAACUUGUGUUGGAAUUACAUUAUCUGAAAUGUCAUCUGCAAUUCCUUCUGCAGGUGGUCAGUAUGUGUGGACAAGAGUGUUAUCACCAAAAAAAUACUCCGGCUUUCUUGCUUACUUAUGUGGAUCAUUUGCUUGGGCUGGUGCCGAGUUCAUGAGCGCCUCUAUUACUCUCAGUAUUGCUGAAGAAAUCAUGGCAUUCUGGGUUUUGAUGCAUCCAGAUUUUGAGAUUCAAAAAUGGCAUAAUUUUUUGAUUUUCCAGCUUAUGAACAUUUUCUUAUUUAUUUUCAACUGUCACGGUAGGUUUUUACCAACAUUUGCCAAAAGUGCAAUCUAUGUAUCUUUAUUUUCGUUCUUAGUUACCGGAAUUACUGUAGUUGUAUGUGCUAGAGGUCAUUACCAAUCGGCCAACUAUGUUUUUGCCAAAUUCGAAAACAAUACUGGGUGGUCCAAUUCUGGUAUAGCUUUUAUUGUGGGUUUGAUAAACCCCAACUGGUCUUUUGGAUGUUUAGAUUGUGCUACUCAUUUGGCAGAAGAGGUGUAUAAUCCAGCGAGAGACAUUCCAAUUGCAAUUUUAGGUACCGUCGCAAUCGGAUUUGUUACUGCAUUUUGUUAUUGUAUUGCAAUGUUUUUUUCAAUUCGAGACUUUAGCGAUAUUUUGAAUUCAAGGACCGGUUAUCCUCUCUUUGAUAUUUACUACCAGGCGUUGGGAAAUACAGCCGGUACAAUUUGUCUUGGAGUUUUAGUAUUCAUUACCGCAAUUUUUUGUAUGAUCUCUUGUCAUACAUGGCAAGCAAGGUUAUGUUGGUCUUUUAGUAGAGAUAACGGAUUUCCAUUUUCCAAGUAUUUAUCCUUAGUUGAUCCUAAGGCAGGUGUUCCCUUGAAUGCUCAUCUUUUUUCUUGCAUAUGGGUUGCAGUUUUAGGCUGCUUAUAUAUGAUUUCAGAUGCUGCAUUCAAUUCGAUGGUGACAGGUAGCAUUACUUUCAUGUAUCUAAGUUAUGCUGUACCAACUUUGUGUUUAUUGUACAGAGGGCGUGAUAAGAUUAAACAUGGACCUUUUUGGAUGGGCAAAAUCGGUUUUGUUUCUAAUAUUGUCACCUGUUUAUGGACACUUUUUGCAUUAAUAUUUUAUUCAUUUCCUUCUUACAUGCCUGUUACUGGUGGCAGUAUGAAUUAUGUUUCUGUUGUUAUUUUUAUUUAUCUUCUUUGGACCUUAUUUUAUUGGUGGAUACCUUUGAACGGAUCCUCAUGUAGAGACAAUUUUGCAGGUGGUGAAGACAAUAAUGAGAAGGAUGAAUUUUCAGAUGUUUGCUUAGAGGAAUAA
This is a messenger RNA of Debaryomyces fabryi, 1605 nucleotides long. RefSeq lists its product as uncharacterized. Gene Ontology annotation, molecular function: transmembrane transporter activity. The record is from RefSeq and is a predicted model, not a curated record. Gene Ontology annotation, cellular component: membrane. Gene Ontology annotation, biological process: transmembrane transport. The coding region runs from base 1 to 1605 and encodes 534 amino acids. The transcript has a single exon. NCBI's taxonomy places the organism in Eukaryota, Fungi, Ascomycota, Pichiomycetes, Serinales, Debaryomycetaceae.